AUUCCAGUCCCAGUUCACAGCUAGCACAAAGCAACCCACGGAGUAAAUUUAACCGGCUGAACCAGUCUGCGGCGGCGAGGAUGAUGAUGAUGAGUGGCAGCAAGACCUGGGGAGUGGCGGUGGCGGUGGCGGUGGUGUUGGGGUGGUGGCUGGUGGUGGCUCCGCCUCCGGGGGCCUCAGCCCAACAAGGGACCUACGCUUGCUGGGGUGGCUGUUACAACCAGUGUGUGCUUGAAUAUGGGCUGAACCCUACUCAGAGGGUGCCUUGCUACUUGGGUUGCUUGGGGCGGUGCGCCACCAGCUUCCCCUCAGAUCUCGAAUACUACUGCCAGAUUGGCUGUUCUUUGCAGCAGUGCAUCAGAUACAGCUACGAUGGGGCAAACAUGGAGAGGUGCUUGGAGAACUGUGCAGGCAACAUAUGUGGCCUCAAUGCUUGAAGUAGUAUUUUGUGUUAGUCUCUUAGUUAGGCAAUAAGCUAUUGGGUAUCUGUGCUUUGCUUCAAUUGGGUUGUGGGAAUGGAAAAAUCUUAGGCCUUGAGGCCUUAGGUGGAGGGGAUGAUGGUAUUAUUAUGUAAUGGACGUAAUGAAUGCUUUGGUUGGUC
This is a messenger RNA of Diospyros lotus (date-plum), 601 nucleotides long. RefSeq names its product protein TAP1-like. Lineage: Eukaryota; Viridiplantae; Streptophyta; Magnoliopsida; Ericales; Ebenaceae. The coding region runs from base 81 to 437 and encodes 118 amino acids. The record is from RefSeq and is a predicted model, not a curated record. The transcript has 2 exons.